Messenger RNA from Coffea eugenioides, 1316 nucleotides. RefSeq names its product peroxidase 4-like. The coding region runs from base 187 to 1137 and encodes 316 amino acids. NCBI's taxonomy places the organism in Eukaryota, Viridiplantae, Streptophyta, Magnoliopsida, Gentianales, Rubiaceae. The transcript is spliced from 3 exons. Gene Ontology annotation, biological process: response to oxidative stress; hydrogen peroxide catabolic process. Gene Ontology annotation, molecular function: peroxidase activity; heme binding. The record is from RefSeq and is a predicted model, not a curated record.
GUUUGAAAUAUUACAUGUAAACAGGAAGGAGCUUUUUCCUUCUCUGUUCUCCAUUUCUCGUAAGCAGCAUGGAUGCUUGCUUGUGCCUAUAAAUAGUUGGAGUUCAUGCACUUUUAAUCAGCCAUCUAUCUAUCUCCAAGAAGCCUGUUUUGGAACCUAUAGAAUACUACCGAAAAGAGUAUACUCAUGGCCUUCAGAAACUAUUUUGUCAUUCUUUUGGUUACGUCAACUCUUGUUUGUUUUGCCAAUGGACAGCUCUCAGCGAACUUCUAUGCUUCCACAUGCCCAAAUCUGCAAACCAUUGUGCUAAAGGCCAUGACAGCAGCUGUUAACAAAGAGCAACGGACUGGGGCCUCCAUCCUACGCUUAUUCUUUCAUGAUUGCUUCGUGAAUGGCUGUGACGGAGGUAUACUGUUGGACGACACAGCAACUUUCAAAGGUGAAAAAACUGCACGUCCGAACAACAAUUCGGUCAGACGUUUUGAAGUGAUUGACACCAUCAAAUCCAAUGUUGAAGCCGCUUGUAAGGCGACGGUAUCUUGUGCUGAUAUCCUUGCUCUAGCUGCUAGAGAUGGAGUGGUCUUGCUUGGAGGACCAACUUGGACAGUACUCCUCGGCAGAAGAGAUGCAAGAACAGCAAGCCUCAGUGGUGCAAACAGCCAGAUCCCUCCUCCUACUUCCUCCCUGUCAGCCCUAAUCUCCAUGUUUGCUGCGAAAGGCCUAAGCGCCCGGGAUAUGACCGCACUUUCCGGUGGCCACACCAUCGGUCAAGCUAGGUGUACCUCAUUUCGACCGCAUAUCUACAAUGAUACCGAUAUUGACCCAACUUUUGCGGCCACAAGAAAAGCCAAUUGCCCAUUAUCAGGUGGUGACAACAAUUUGGCACCCUUGGAUCUUCAGACUCCUACUAAAUUUGAAAACAACUACUACAAGAACCUUUUGGUUCGACGUGGGCUACUUCAUUCAGACCAAGAACUGUUUAAUGGUGGCUCUCAAGAUGCGUUAGUCAGGACUUACAGCAGUAGUGAGGCUACUUUCAGGAGUGAUUUUGUGGCUGCAAUGAUCAAAAUGGGUAAUAUUAGCCCUCUUACUGGCACCCAAGGAGAGAUUAGAAGGAACUGCAGGGUGGUUAAUUGAUUCACUGAUGCUUGUUGUGCUGUUGUUUUUUUCUUCUUGCUCUAAUGCCUUAUUUUGGAGGUAUUGGACAAAAUAUAUAUAUAGCGUCAUUCUAGAUGCAGUGGAAUCAGCAAAAAGGAGCCAAAAUAAGCUCGAUAUGUUUCUUGAAAUUGAAUGAAUCUUGAUUGUUAUUGUUUUUA